AUGGACGGCGGCGAUGUGGCCGGGAAGGGGGAACGAAAAUCCCCGUCCCCGGGCAGUGGAAGUGGCCGUUUUGUUUUUUUAGGUCUUUUUUUUGCGCCCAUCUAUCUUGCCAAUUGGGAGGCUGGGGACGGAAGGAUGGGUUCUUUCGAGCCCGCCCAGAAGAAGGCGCGCUCGGAUGUGGAUCUUUCCUCGCUCUCCUUCCAAAUUCACCAUCAAUCCCCGCCGCAGCCAUCGUCGAUCGCGCAGCAGCAGCAAACUUCGCCGAUCGCGCAGACCGUCCAGCAACAGCAGCAGCAACAACAAUGCCAGCAGCAAAACGGGGAUUUCGAGUGCCGGCGAUACACAACGCCAGAGGGAUGCCCCUAUGGCAGCAAAUGCCGAUUCAAGCACGGGCCACUUGAUGACCGGGAUUUGACGCAGCAGACCUCAGCACUGGGGAGCAAGACGAAACCAUGUACGAAAUUCUUCAGUACCUCUGGAUGCCCGUACGGCGAAGGGUGCCACUUCCUCCACUACGUCCCCGGCGGCAUCAACUCCCUCCAGGUCCAGGCAGCCAACGGCACCGCGGCGCUCUCCUCCGCCGCCCCGGGCGGCGCGCCAGGAACAGCCGGAUCGACCGCCGCCAGCCCAGCAUCCACCACGCCUGGCGGCGGAGUAGCGGCGGUAACAGCGGCGGCGGCGGUGGUCGCCGACCCCUCCCAGACCGUCAAUGGCUACAAGACCCGCCUGUGCAACCGCUACAACACGCCAGAGGGCUGCCGGUUUGGCGAGAAGUGCCACUUUGCGCAUGGCGAGGCCGACCUCCGCCCCUCCAACCCCCGCCCCUCGCCCGCCACUGUCAUCCACCUCCAGAACGGUGCCACCGCCGGAAUAGGCGGCGCUGCCGCGCUCAUCAACGGCACCACCGUCUUCUCCAGCAACCCGGUGGCCACCUCGGUGUACUACGGCGAGCCGACGCCACCCGGCGUCCCCGCCGCCACCACCUUUGGCAGCAUCUCGGUCACCCGGAUGAGCAUCGAGGCGGCAUACGCGGGGGCCAUCAUCGGCAAGGCCGGCGCCAACGUGAAGCAGAUCAGCAAGGUGACGGGCUGCAAGGUGUCCAUCCGCGACCACGAGACCGACCCCAACAUGAGGAACGUCGAGAUGGAGGGGUCGCUGGAGCAGAUCGAGAGCGCGAGCGAGAUGGUGCGGCAGCUGCUCCAGACGAGAGAGGUGGCGCCGCCGCGGGGGCCAGCGCUGGGGUCGCACAACUUCAAGACCAAGCUGUGCGAGAACUACUCGUCCGGGACGUGCACGUUUGCAGAGCGGUGUCACUUUGCGCACGGCACGCAGGAGCUCCGGCCUAUCAUCAGAUGA
Selaginella moellendorffii is the source of this 1356-nucleotide messenger RNA. RefSeq names its product zinc finger CCCH domain-containing protein 14. The transcript is spliced from 3 exons. The record is from RefSeq and is a predicted model, not a curated record. NCBI's taxonomy places the organism in Eukaryota, Viridiplantae, Streptophyta, Lycopodiopsida, Selaginellales, Selaginellaceae. Gene Ontology annotation, molecular function: mRNA binding; metal ion binding. Bases 1 to 1356 code for a protein of 451 amino acids.